AAAUUUACAGGCAUUAGAUUUCCAGUAAUUCUCGGUGUAUCCUGAGCUUUGGUCGCUGGGGAUUUUCAGAGCUACAGAUUUGCAUAGGGCGGGCGGGUUGAGACACCUUUCUAGUUUCGCCUCGGGAUCUUUCUCCUUCCUACUGUCAACAGGAGUAAACUCAGACCAGAUCAUCGCCACAAUCACUGGCACGGAAAUGCAAGGAGCAGAUUCCCAGAGCAGGGCCGAGGAGGUGGAUGAGAGCCUAUGUUGUUGGACCCACUCUUCAGGUUCACAGGGCAACUGUGCGGAUAAAGAACUGGAGACAUGCAGACAGUGCGUCAAUGGAGGAAAGGCUGAAGCCGGUCACUGCGACCCUGUGUCAGCUCAGCGCACGCCUGCGUUUGGAGCGUCAGAGGAGAACACGGCUCCAGCAGGGGAGAAGCUAAGACCAGCUCUCCAAUCUCGGGAUGCCGGCAGUCAUCAGUAUCAAUCCCAGCCUGGCCCACAAUUUCCGAAGCUGAUUAGCAACAGCGAAAAGUACCAUUUCCCAAUGGUGGAAUUUCAGAGGAAGCCAAGGGAGGCACUGGAAUCUGAUUUUAAGGAUUUUGCAAUGGCAAAUGAGUUUGAUCAUUCCUCAGGAUUUGGAAAGGGCACUUCUUCCUCUGCCUUCUCUGACACCAGUAUGUUUUUGGCAGCGGUGACCAACCGAAACCAUUGGGGAAUGGCAGGCAGAUGCGGCCUAUCCGAGAACAGAGAGCAGGUGAAACCGGUCUCCUUUCCAGAUUCUUUAAGCGCCAGGGCCCCCUCGCUCAAUCCAGACCAUCCGUGUGAAAUCGAGAAGGGAUUGUUCGAUGCUUUUCCACGUUUAACCAAAAAUCCUGCCAGCGUUUCACUGACAAAUGCGUCGGAGUACCAGGCCCAAUUAGAAUUGCCCAGUAAAGACACUGGGUACGAAUCCCAAGAUGACAUUGGAAUCGGUCAGCUGGAUCCUCCUGGGCCACUUCUUUCAGGACUGAAUGACCUAGAGCCUCCUGGCCCUUUGCGCUCCUGGAAAUUCCCAGCGGGGGACUCCCACAUGUAUCCGGUGUUUCCAUACCCCAAUACCCCAGGCUAUUUUCCUCCAUAUUCUUCAGGUAUUCCUCAGUACAGGUACCUACAGGCUGUUCAACAACUGCAAGUUCCAAAUGGUGUGAGAUUCCCUUCUCCAGCCUGCACCUGUAAACAAUGCUAUGACAACGCAUAUCGGCAUGGUCCUUUUCCUCUGCCUGUGAGAUAUAACCAAGAUGUAUCCGUGAGAGGGGUGUCACCCAUUCAGCCACAUGGACUGGUUAACUCUCCUCCUGUGUACUUUACAAGAUAUCCUCAUAGCGGAGGAACACAAAGCAAUUUCGUCCAAGGAUCAUCUCGAGCACAGGUAUAUGGGAAUAACCCAAAUGUCAGAGGGAUGAGCCACAAGGCGAAGGGACUUAUUGCUGAUGUUACCCCUCAGCAUGAACAGCUACCUCCACAUGAGAGAGGUUACAUUUCCUGUGCUUACCCACUGCCCUAUAAUAACCGAGACAUUCCUGCCAGCAUCAAUGAUGGACACGGUACUCUGCGAACAGUUAAUCUGCCGGAUGCAUUACGAAAAGUAUUCGUUACCUACGCUGUGGACACAGCCAAUGAAAUUCGUAUCUUUGUGAACUUCCUGCGUAUUAAUGGCUUUGAGGCAGCAAUUGACAUUUUUGAAGACUCAGUUCGUGGUAUAGACAUCAUCAAAUGGAUGGAAGGCUACCUGACUAAUAGAGAAGUGAUGAUUGUGAUAGCGAUUAGUCCAAAGUACAAACAGGAUAUCGAGGGAACUAAAUCAGAGCAGCUAAAAGAUGACCACAGCUUACACACAAAAUACAUCCACAGAAUGAUGCAGAUUGAAUUUAUCCAACAGGCAAGCAUGAACUUUAGGUUUAUACCUGUACUUUUCGCAAAUGCUACCAAGGCUCACAUACCCAGCUGGCUGCAGAACACAAACGUUUACAAUUGGCCGAGAGAUCAGAAGCGAAUCCUCCUCCGAUUGCUGAGAGAAGAGGAAUAUAUUGCUCCACCAAUUGGGCCAUUACCCACCAUUCAUUCAGUCCCACUUUAAGCCCUUGGCCUUGAUUAUCCUUUCUCUUCUUUUAAAUUGAUUUGCGGCCAUCAUUCCUGCCUCAGUAGCAACACUUUGAUAAAAGUGGACUGUAUGGAAGUUAUUGUAGUUUAUCCAAGUCUUGCUAAGUUGGCCCUGUGCUACAGUCAAUGAUUUCUCCCUUAGUAUGUAAUGGUGGAAACUCAGUUGUUAACUGACUGAUUAACCUACUGAAGGGUUCUCGACAUCUGAGUCUCCAACACUGAGGUUACACAUGACCCAUGUAUAUUUUUUAAAAAAGGCGCUUCUAAGUUUAAUGCAGUGUGAUUGCACCAACAUUUUAACCUUUUUAGAGUUACCUAGACAGUGCUACAUCCAAAUUUCUCAAAAGGGAGUUUGUGAAUUUUAUGCAAUACUGUAUACCAAUCCCACUGUACAAUUCUUGAUUAAUACCAAGCACAUGUCCCUAAUGUACUCCUUGGAAAAAUUGAUAAUAAAUUGGCCAAUGGCCUUCAAGUGAUGGACUUCCACCAGU
Molecule: messenger RNA, 2618 nt
Organism: Carcharodon carcharias (great white shark)
Lineage: Eukaryota; Metazoa; Chordata; Chondrichthyes; Lamniformes; Lamnidae
Product: E3 ubiquitin ligase TRAF3IP2-like
Exons: 9
Coding region: 197-2104 (635 amino acids)
Biological process (GO): humoral immune response; positive regulation of canonical NF-kappaB signal transduction
Source: RefSeq, a predicted model, not a curated record